AUGGGUAAAGGAUGGAAGAAUAUGCUGCUUGAUGCACUCAGGGCAUACAGAACAGCAUAUAAGACCCCCAUCGGCAUGUCACUGUAUCAACUGGUCUAUGGGAAGACGUGUCAUCUUCCAGUUGAGCUUGAGCACAGGGCCCACUGGGCCAUUAAGAAAUGGAACAUGGACUACAAGCUCACUGGGAGAAAUAGACAAAUGCAGCUGGCAGAGUUAGAGGAAUGGAGAGAAAAGGCAUAUCACAGUGCCAAGAUUUACAAGGACCGUACCAAAAGAUGGCACGACAAGAGGAUCAAGCCUAAGGAGUUCAAGCUAGGAGACAAGGUACUAAUAUUUAAUUCCAGGGUAAAACUCUUCGGAGAAGGAAAACUUCAUAGCAAAUGGAAAGGCACGUACACCAUCAUCAACACAUCUUCCCACGGGGCAAUCACACUCCAGGACGACGACGGUCCUGACGUGGAGGAAUUGACCGACGUCCCGGACGACCAGAAGAUCCAGAAGGACUACCCCCACACCCGAAGGACUCAGAAGGACGUACCGGAUGACCAAAAGACGUCAGAGGACCAAGGAAGACCACAAAGACCUAUCAGAUGCUUUGGCUACUAUGAGUGA
Messenger RNA from Panicum virgatum (switchgrass), 612 nucleotides. RefSeq lists its product as uncharacterized. The coding region runs from base 1 to 612 and encodes 203 amino acids. The transcript has 3 exons. Gene Ontology annotation, molecular function: nucleic acid binding. NCBI's taxonomy places the organism in Eukaryota, Viridiplantae, Streptophyta, Magnoliopsida, Poales, Poaceae. The record is from RefSeq and is a predicted model, not a curated record.